UGGUGGAGUAAUUAGCCCGGGUUGUUUCCAGUCAAGCAUAUGGAGGUGUGAAAGAAGCACCAGGGUGUUUUGUGAACGUGUUCAGAGUGUACAGGCCUGAUAAAAUGAAUUAAAUUAGAGAUACCCUUAAUUGCACGCUGACAUUGCAAUAUUAAACAGGAAACAAGCUCUUCAGGGUUUUGGUCACAGGACGUCUUGAGAUGUCAACCACCUCCCAGAAACACAGAGACUUUGUGGCAGAACCCAUGGGGGACAAGCCCGUUACAGCUCUGUCUGGGAUUGGAGAGGUUCUGGGGAAGAAGUUGGAGGAGCAGGGCUUCGAUAAAGCGUUUGUGGUGUUGGGUCAGUUCCUGCUGUUGAGGAAGGACCAGGAGCUGUUUGCUGAGUGGCUGAAGGACACUAGUGGAGCUAAUGCACGGCAGGCUGCGUCCUGUUCGCAGUGUCUGACCGAAUGGUGCGAUGCCUUCCUCUGAACUCUCGUUGUCUUUUGGAACAAAUAACCACAUUUUGUAAAAACUGUUACACAUGCAUUCUCUGUUUAUGGAAAUUUAGGCCUGUUGGGAUGUGUAGAUGUAUUUAAAAACUAUUGUUAAAAAGCUUGUUUAAAUAAGUUCUUAUUACAGUUUAUACAAAGAAGAAAAUAAAGUAUUGUUUUCAAUGAC
Astyanax mexicanus (Mexican tetra) is the source of this 662-nucleotide messenger RNA. Its product is annotated as barrier-to-autointegration factor. The coding region runs from base 201 to 473 and encodes 90 amino acids. Gene Ontology annotation, molecular function: DNA binding. The record is from RefSeq and is a predicted model, not a curated record. The transcript has 3 exons. Lineage: Eukaryota; Metazoa; Chordata; Actinopteri; Characiformes; Acestrorhamphidae.